UGGAUGCGCUGGUAAACCGUGCAGUCCCGCUCAGCGUCUUCGUGUUGUAUUUGGUUUGAGACAGGGACACCUUGAUGAAACAGCAGGAACUACGAGGACUGUUGUUGCAAUGGAGUCGACUCUCCCACGGCUCAAAGAGCGUCUGUAAACCUACAACAUCUCGUUUCAUGGCGUUCUGCAGGUCGCUCCGCUCCGUGGACUUCUCCAUGAUUCUUUUCUGAAUCAUUUUAUAUAUUUUUUUUCUCCAUCUUUUAUUUUUUUUUAUCUUUUUUUUUAAGCGCAAAGAGGGGAAAGAGGAUCAAAUUAUGAACGAGGAGAUGACCAAAAGCGAGGAGCAGCAUCUUAGUUUGCAGAAAGCCUUGCAGCAGUGCGAGUUGGUGCAAAAUAUGAUUGACAUAAGCAUUUCUAGUUUGGAGGGUUUACGGACCAAAUGUGCCACAUCCAACGACUUGACACAAAAAGAGAUACGAACGCUGGAGGGGAAGUUGGUGAAGUACUUCAGCCGCCAGCUGUCAUGUAAGUGCAAAGUGGCCUUAGAGGAGCGCAGUGCUGAGCUGGAGGACUUCCCUCGCCUCGGACACUGGUUCCGCAUUGUCAACUUGAGGAAAGAGGUCACACAGGAGAUGAGUGCAGGUGAAGUGACCCUGGAGGGCCUGCUUGAGAUGAGUGAGAAGCAGGUGUGUGAGCUGCUGCAGAAAUUUGGUGCCAAUGAAGAAGAGUGUGCUCGACUCAACGCCUCCCUGUCCUGCCUCAGAAAGGCCCACCAGCUUGAACAACUUGAGGAGGAUAAAUUGCACAGUAACGGAGGGAGCCAGUCGAAGCAGGACUGGUCCAUCCAGUGGCCCACCUCUGAAUCGGGCAAAGAAAACACUCCAGUGUGCCAGCCUGAGGCCAGUCAGUGGAUUCGGUUCCAGCUCUCCCAAAGCCCCAAAGUCCAGUCCAAGUACAACCAGCACAUGUGCGACAGCCCCCAGGCCCUGCACCCCCCUUUGUACGUUGAACGACUCACUGUUGACAGUUCGGCCACAGGGCUCUUCCCACUCUUGGACUCCGGUCAUCGCUCCCUGCCCCCAUCACCCCGUCAGAGGCAUUUUGGCCACACACCUCCUCGGACUCCGUUGGUAAUCAACACAAUGACCCCUCCAGGCACUCCUCCCAUGCGGCGAAGAAACAAAGUGAAAGCCCCAGGAACGCCACCUCCGCCCAGCCGCAAGCUCAUUCAUCUGCUGCCUGGCUUCACCACGCUGCACCGCAGCAAAUCCCACGAGUUCCAGCUGGGGAACCGUUUGGAUGACACACAGACACCAAAAGCCAAGAAGAAGACCAAGCCCUUGAACCUUAAGAUCCACAGUAGUGUGGGCAGCUGCGAGAAUCUGCCCACGCAGCGCUCACCACUCCACACUGAACGAUCGCUGCGAUCCUUCUUUUUCCCCUCCUUCAUUCCUUCCACACCUCCUGUCCAUGCUGAAACACCCUCUGCAAACACUCUCUCAGUGCCUCGCUGGUCCCCACAGAUUCCCCGAAGAGAUCUGGGAAACUCAAUAAAACACAGGUUUUCCACAAAAUAUUGGAUGUCCCAGACAUGCAUAGUGUGCGGAAAGGGAAUGUUGUUUGGACUGAAAUGUAAAAACUGCAAGCUGAAGUGCCACAACAAAUGCACCAAAGAAGCCCCACCUUGCCAUUUACUAAUCAUACAGAGAGGUGGACGAGAAUCUCUCAAAGAUCAACAAGGAACGACUCAAGUAGCUCGUCUGGUACGGACUGAAUCAGUGCCAUGUGACAUCAACAACCCGCUCAGGUACACAGACCUGCACAUCAGUCAGACGCUCCCCAAAACCAACAAAAUCAACAAGGAUCACAUCCCAGCCCCGUACCAACCGGACUCAAGCAGUAACCCCUCCUCCACCACUUCCUCCACUCCAUCCUCUCCAGCGCCUCCCCUGCCCAGCAGUGCCACGCCCCCCUCGCCACUACACCCCUCCCCACAGUCUGCACGGCAACAGAAACAGUUCAACUUGACAGCCUCCAGUUAUUUCAAAUACAAGCAACAAUUUAUCUUCCCAGAUGUUGCUCCAGAGGCUCCACCCAGCAGAGCACCGCAGGUCAUCCUCCAUCCUGUAGUGUCUGAGCCAGGGAAUGAGGGUAACCCUUUACUUCAAAUCGAAGUUGAGCCUACAUCAGAUAACGAGGAAGGCAACGACGAGGACUCCGGUGACGAGUUUGAGGAGAUGAACCUUUCGCUUCUGUCGGCUCGCAACUUCCCGCGCAAAGCCAGCCAGACAAGCAUCUUUUUGCAGGAGUGGGACAUCCCAUUUGAGCAGCUGGAGAUUGGGGAGAUGAUUGGCAAGGGACGCUUUGGCAAGGUUUUCCAUGGACGCUGGCAUGGCGAGGUGGCAAUUCGCUUGAUUGACAUCGAGCGUGACAAUGAGGACCAGCUCAAGGCAUUCAAGCGUGAGGUGAUGGCCUACCGCAACACUCGCCACGAGAAUGUGGUCCUGUUUAUGGGAGCCUGCAUGAGUCCACCACAUCUGGCCAUCAUCACUAGCUUGUGUAAAGGCAGGACACUUUAUUCUGUGGUACGGGAUGGCAAAGUAGUGCUGGACGUUAACAAGACUCGACAGAUUGCACAAGAGAUGGUCAAGGGGAUGGGCUACCUCCACGCUAAGGGGAUCUUACACAAAGACAUGAAGUCAAAGAAUGUGUUUUAUGACAAUGGCAAAAUCGUCAUCACUGACUUUGGACUCUUCACCAUAUCUGGGGUUCUGCAGGCUGGAAGUCGGAGAGAGGAUAAACUGAGGAUCCCCAAUGGUUGGCUUUGUCACUUGGCCCCAGAAAUCAUCCAACAGCUCUCUCCAGACACGGAGGAGGACAAGCUUCCCUUCUCCAAACAGUCAGACGUUUUUGCUUUUGGCACCAUCUGGUACGAGUUACACGCACGUGAAUGGCCUUACAAGAGUCAACCAGCGGAGGUGAUCAUUUGGCAGAUUGGCAGCGGGGUGAAGCCCAACCUUGCUCAAACUGGCAUGGGAAAGGAAAUAUCGGACAUUCUGCUACUCUGCUGGGCCUACCAGCAGGAAGAGCGACCCAGCUUCUCCAAGCUAGUAGAUUUACUGGAAAAGUUGCCAAAACGGAACCGCCGCCUUUCCCACCCUGGGCACUUCUGGAAGUCAGCUGAGUAUGUCAAAUGAGCUUUUAGGGACACAAAACAGCAAACAAUCAGCAACAAUUAAAAGUCAGCCACCAUAACUCUCCAUAAAUAGCCCACCUCUUUAAAGAAUGCACUGAAUCCAAAAGCCAGCCCAGUGAUAAAAACUGCCCGUGCUGUGUGUAUUUUCAUGGAAUGUUGGCACGUGUGUACAGAUAAGUUAACUGUCCAGCUUCCCAAAUUUCCUUUGGUUUGAUUUAAACCAUAAUGAAUAUCUUUCCUUUAUCUUUGUUGGUCUUUUAUUAUUAUUGACGUGUUCUCUUCAUAGUAUUUGAUUUAUUUCCUGGAUGUAUCUUGCUUGUAAUUUUUGACUGAUCCCAUCAUCUUGAAAAAAAACAAACAAAAAAACAACAAAUGUAGAUUUUUUUUUUCUCCCUCAUUUUUCUCUUUUUUUUUUUUUGCUUUGAAUGAAUGUAACUGUUGCACAUCACACGUUGUAUAUUGUCAUAGCACUAUUCUGCCAUUUCUUAUGUGUGUCAACUGUGUAGACCAUUCUAUCUCAGUGUUACCUCAUGGUGUCAUGUGUUGAUGUCUGUACAGAGUUACAUGUUUGUCUCAGAAGCUUUAUUUGACUUACAGUGUCCUCUUAUUUACACCGAAAACCAUUUGAAUGUGAAGGAACCAGCGUCACUGCUCGUGUGGGGAUGUGUUGGCAUGACUUAUUAAUAGGAGACUGUUCUAUGAUCAGCCUGUGCUUUGAAUAUUGCCUGUGAACAUAAACGAGACAUUUGAACAAUAACAGCCUUGGGGAAAAUAAAUCCCACAGUAGCCGCUGGUCAGACCAUGACUCCCUAGCUUGACGCUGCUCUGUCAAAUUGCUGACACUUGAAAUGUAUCUCGUCAAUUGUUGCAGAACUAAUUACCCUUCAGAAAUUCUACCACUGAGCCCCCAUCCCCCAAAUGUGUAUCAUUUUCUUAAAAUAGCUACUGAUAGCUGCAGAAUAUAUUAGAUACUGGUAAAAACUCAAUGCUUGCAACUGUAUAGCCCAGAGGUCUCAAACCUGUGGCCCAUGAGGUCCCCCAAUCAAUUUCAUAUCAUAAUAUGGUUUUUUUUAAUGAAUA
This is a messenger RNA of Solea senegalensis (Senegalese sole), 4267 nucleotides long. RefSeq names its product kinase suppressor of ras 2 (gene ksr2). The transcript is spliced from 21 exons. Gene Ontology annotation, molecular function: protein kinase activity; ATP binding. Lineage: Eukaryota; Metazoa; Chordata; Actinopteri; Pleuronectiformes; Soleidae. The record is from RefSeq and is a predicted model, not a curated record. Gene Ontology annotation, biological process: protein phosphorylation. Bases 306 to 3188 code for a protein of 960 amino acids.